Molecule: messenger RNA, 1898 nt
Organism: Scomber japonicus (chub mackerel)
Lineage: Eukaryota; Metazoa; Chordata; Actinopteri; Scombriformes; Scombridae
Gene: tmem248
Product: transmembrane protein 248
Exons: 7
Coding region: 307-1332 (341 amino acids)
Source: RefSeq, a predicted model, not a curated record
GUACGCGUAAAGGAGAUGUCGGCAGGGAGGACCCGGAUACAUUAUUAUUGACGCUUUUCCAAGCUGUGCGCAUGAGAUAUUUCUCACCAGAGCAGCAGUAAACAACUGAGCAAAGAGGAUGGGAAGGGGUGCCCGCGGUGUUUCUUACGCUGAAAGCCUGGCUGUUUCCACCCAACACCGACUUUCGCUUUUCAGCCGUAUAUCCAGGAGGGACUAGCGAGCUAGCAGCACAAAAGCUACUGCCUUUAUUGUGGCCCUCAACCAACCUCCCAGCUAGCAUCCGUCGCAUGCAUAAAAAGAGAGAAAAUGGUGUACCUGUUAAAUCCUAUAGAGAACCUGAGAAGCUACAUCAACAACCGUCCACCGCUGGUCAUUUUUAUGAUCAGUGUCAGUGCAGUGGCCAUCGCCUUCCUGACCAUCGGCUAUUUCUUCAAGAUUAAAGAGAUCAAGUCUCCAGAGUUGACAGAGGACUGGAACACCUUUCUGCUGCGCUUCAACGAGCUGGACUUUUGCGUGUCAGAGAAUGAAACGAUAAAGCACGGCCUGAACGAGUCGACCACGCCAGAGAGCAUGGUUGUUACCAGCGGUCAGGCUCGUUCCAGCACCCAAGUUCCCCUCCUGCUAGAGGACUCAGGUCCCAUCAACAUGUCAGUCCCCAUCACCCUCACGUUGGACCCCCAGCGCCCAUUUGGAGGAUACUCUCGCAAUAUCACCCACCUGUACGCCACAGUGCUGGGACAGCAAGUCGGCCUAUCUGGCCGGGAAGCCCAUGAAGAAAUAAACAUCACUUUUACCCUGCCUGUAUCCUGGAACUCAGACGAGUGUGUUCUGCACGGCCACUGCGAGCAGGUGGUGUUCAGCACUUGCAUGACCAUCACAGCAGCCGGCAAUAUCUUCCCAGUCACAGUGCAGCCACCACACUGCGUGCCGGAGACGUACACGAACGCCACGUCUUGGUACAAGGUGUUCACCACAGUCCGCGACUCGGAUACCAAGUACAGUCAGGACUACAACCCCUUCUGGUGUUACAAAGGAGCCAUCGGAAAAGUGUACCACGCACUCAACCCAAAGCUGACUGUCAUCGUCCCUGAUGAUGACCGUUCUCUCAUCAACCUGCACCUGAUGCACACAAGCUACUUCCUGUUUGUCAUGGUCAUCACUAUGUUCUGCUAUGCAGUCAUCAAGGGGCGGCCUGGCAAAGUACGGCAAACCAACCCCGACUUCUGCCCUGAGAAGGUACAACAGACACCAGCAGUGCUAUAUGACGAGAACAGGUGGCACUGUCAGAGGGUUAAAAAGGCAUCCGAGAUCUGUGUCAGAACUUACCUGUAACAUGGACAAACUCAAAGAAACAGAAGAAGUGAAAAUACCAGUUGCCUAGUGAACCCUGGAAAUACAAUAAGGGACACAAAAGCUCUGUGAAUGCAUUACUCUUGCAACGUUGGGUCUUUCCAACCAAAGAUAUACAAGUGCCUGUAUCUAUGGUGUAAAUAUUUGCAGGAACUCUAAUAUUCAGUGCAAAACCUUUUUCUUCUUCUUUUUGUCUAUUCUUAUCAUUUUGCCUGAGUCCCCUUGUGCCAUGUCAGAACAUGCAGUACAUUAACAAAGCAGGAGGCCAGACUAUAGAACAACAUAGCCAUUUUUCUAGGAGUCAAUUGGUCUCAUUUCCAAGCAAGAUAUUAAAAAUAAAAAAGUUUUGUGGCUUUUAUCACAAAGUUAUUGCUGUAAAUGUUUGGAUAUCUCAAAACUGUGUGUAAAUAGGGCUGUCGCAAUAACUGCAAUAUUGCAAUACCGCGCUAUGUUUGCUUUUUUUUCAUGAUGCUAGUCCCUUCUUGUUUUACAGUUAAAUGCGUGUGUAUUGAAUGUUAAACCCCAGUCCAGUCCAGUGGCUGUGGAGG